CCCAGAAGCUCCCAAGAGGGCCCCAGGACUGCCCGUAGCCAUUUUGGCUCAAUUUGGGGCUCAAGAGCCUUCCGGUCAGGAUAUCUUGCGCGUGCCCUCUGAUAUAGUUAAUUGCACCGAUUCGGCGCUUACCAUUGCAAACAAUGGACUCGUUCACGAGGCGUGCCUCAUCUCAGUGCUUUCACAGCGAUGAGUAUUUUGAGACCUACACUUUCUCUCACCAAUUCGACCAAGCAUCAGGUGGCAUGUGUACGUCGUUGCCCAGUUGGGGCUCACUGCCCACCAUGCAUCCGGUCUCCAUGCAGUCGCAGCUUGCCCGGCAGGAGAACCACCCCAUGUUGCAGUCGAGCGGCGGCGAGUCGUGGAAUACUUUUGACGAGUUCGACGACCCACGCGGGCGUCGGCGGGCAGAAAUCCAAAGCAGCAACCCAUCCGAACACGCGCAGGAUUCAGCCCAGUUGGGCCUUGGCGGCGCCCCCUCUGCGGCCGAUGCGCAGCUGCCAUCUCGGCCUGGAGGCGUUCUGCUGCUCCAUGGCCAGUCGCUGCCGCGCAGGCAGGAAGACCCCCCCAUUUUGCAGUCGAGCGGCGGCGAGUCUUGGAAGACCUUUGACGAGUUCGACCACCCGCGCGGGGGCGCUCUGCCUCUGACCACAGUAGGCGCUCUUCUGCUCGAUCGCUCCGCGGGGGCGGCGCCAGCCUAUUCACCGACCAGGCCGCCCGGCAUGCCGCCGCGUUCCACCGCCGAGACGUGGCUGGCCGCGGGCCCCCCAGGCGAGCCAGACCGCGCGGCGCGGGCGAGACAGCCGGCCAGCGGAGGGCGGGCAGGGGCCUCCACUGGCACGCCCGCGGCCGCCACGGCGCUGGCAGACAUGCGGGCCCGGCUCCUGGCGCAGGAGCAGCUGCUGGCCCAGGUCCAGCAGCAGGCCCAAGACCUCAGGCGCAGGAUCCGCGAGCAGCAGGCCGACCUGGCGGAGAUGGAGCUUCAGCAGGGCGAGCUCGUUGACAGCAUGCCGGCAGCCACCGAGGAGGCGGCGCCCGCCACCCCUGGCGCUCCAGCAAUCACCACGCUCAUGAUCCUCAACAUCCCAAUGUCUGUUACGCAGCGUGACCUGCUGGACCUCAUCGACAGGGCUGGUUUCAAGAACCGCUACGACUACGCCUACAUGCCGGCAACUUUUGACAGCGGUACCACUAGAGGGAUCGCAUUUGUGAAUUUUGCCGCCUCAAGCGACGCCCGCGAGUUUUCCGUCUUGUGGAACGGAUCGCGAUUGACUGGAGUUGCCGGUGCUGGAACCAGCGGGACCGUGAUCGAGGUCACCGCGUCGGCGACGCAGGGCUACUCGGAGAACGUCAGGAUGUGGAAGGCGAGCCGGCUGCGCCGCAUUAAGAACCCCAAGUUUCACCCUUUCAUCGCCCCGAGGCCAGCUGCCUAAUGAACGCGCGGUUGACAUUUUCAUUGGAUGACGCGGGCACCGCGCAGCGCGCCCCAGAGCGCGCCGGUUGGCGGCGACGGGCCCACCACGAGCUGCCCUCCUAGCGGGCAGCCCAGCCAGGCCGCGCGAUCAAGGCGUGCCAUGUGCAGAGAGGGAUUUGUUUAGUGCGCUCGCUUGAAUCUCUGCACGCAGCCGUGAAUCAUCAUCGGCGGCAGAGCUUCACGUAGUUUCGCAUUUGCUAGAUCAGUAUUCAGUAUGAGAAAGUUUCAAUGUUUCUAAGUGGGAAGCUUCCCUGGCCACAUGAACCCGAGGUGCUCAUUUCGAGGGCCCGGGUGCCUGAGGCCUCUUCGACCGACUGGAAAUACCUGGUCGGCCGGCCGUGCCCUUCCCACUGACUUUGUUUCGUUCAACAUUAUAAUAUUUGAGGAUUUUUUCAUGUCUGUCUUUGCUCCACGCUUUCGAACGAGGGCUGUGGCCACUGCCUCCCAUUGUUCAUUGAGUACCCUCGCCGCCCCAGCUGCCAUGCGUUCAGUGCGUGGCACCGAAACCUUCGGAGGCCAGCGCUCGGCUGCAGCAGGCGUGUUUUUGUUUUUCUGCCCACGUCGCAGGGCCGAAUGCGGGCACUCGAAGCCUUGCACGACUUCUGGGCGCGUGGCACUCGCUGGCGCCUUCACACUCCUCAACUCCUGGGACCCCCCCCCGAAAAAAAAGAGGGCCCCAGGACUGCCCCAAGACCCCAGGACUGCUGGAAGCGCC
Molecule: messenger RNA, 2189 nt
Organism: Prorocentrum cordatum
Lineage: Eukaryota; Dinophyceae; Prorocentrales; Prorocentraceae
Source: the annotation of a GenBank genome assembly